AACUCGCAUCGAACCUCAAUCAACAAAAAGUUGUAGAUAGCAUUCGUGAGAAGGGAAACAUCUCAGCAUGAGUUGUGCUAGUGUUUUGACCAGCAAAGACCUGCCGGACAUUGAGAGCCUGCUUGCUCUCAAUCCGCGGGUAAAGCAAAGCUGCUCACUGGUACCGACGACCGUGACCAAAAAGGUGAAGAAACACUGGAAGCGCAAUGUGGAUCGGUCGUGUACCGCCUGCACACCGCUCACCAACGACUUCUCCGACAUUAAGCACACGACACUGUCGGAACGUGCCGCGCUGAAGGAAGCGGCUCGCUGUCUCAAAUGUGCCGAUGCACCCUGCCAAAAGUCCUGCCCGACGCAGCUCGACAUCAAGAGCUUUAUUACGAGCAUUGCCAACCGCAACUACUACGGUGCGGCGAAGGCUAUCUUCUCGGACAAUCCGCUCGGGCUGACGUGCGGUAUGGUGUGCCCGACCAGCGACCUGUGCGUGGGCGGUUGCAAUCUGGCCGCGGUCGAGGAGGGCCCCAUCAACAUUGGCGGACUGCAGCAGUUUGCCACGGAAGUGUUCAAGCGAAUGGGCUUGAGACAGAUCGUACCACCCGGCGUUGCUCCACUGAGGUACCCGAACAAGCGCAUUGCACUGCUGGGCGGUGGGCCGGCCUCACUCUCCUGUGCAACCUUCCUUGGGCGGCUCGGUUAUAAGGAUGUGAUCGUGUAUGAGCGACGCUCGUAUCUAGGUGGGCUUAGCUCGGCCGAAAUCCCUCAGUAUCGGCUGCCAGUCGAUGUGGUAAACUUUGAGGUGCAGCUGGUAAAGGAUCUGGGUGUACAGUUCGUGUUGAAUCGAUCGCUAUCCGCCAAUGAUUUGACCGUGCGCGGAUUGCUAGAUAGUGGCACGGAUGCGGUAUUUCUAGGCAUCGGAUUACCGCAGCCCAAGGUCGACAAGGUGUUCGAGGGACUGACGGAAGAGCAGGGAUUCUUCACCUCCAAGAGCUUCCUGCCGCAGGUCGCGGACGGUAGCAAACCGGGACUGUGCGGCUGUAAGCAGUCCGCCGCUGCCAAGCUGCCCGUCCUGAGCGGUAAUGUCAUCGUUCUCGGAGCAGGUGAUACGGCAUUCGAUUGUGCGACGUCGGCGCUGCGUUGCGGCGCUCGCAAGGUGUUUGUCGUGUUCCGGAAGGGUAACAACAACAUUCGCGCCGUACCGGAGGAGGUGGAACUGGCACGCGAAGAACGCUGCGAGUUUAUCCCGUUCAUGUCGCCGAAGGAGGUAAUAGUGCGGGCGGGCCGGAUUGCAGCGAUGGAGUUUUAUCGCACGGAGCAGGAUGAAUCUGGCAAUUGGGUUGAAGAUCAGGAUCAGAUUACGCGUCUCAAAGCGAGCUACGUUAUAUCGGCGUUCGGUUCAGGAUUGUACGAUGCAGACACCGUUGCAGCGCUAGAUGGGCUAAAGAUGAACCGCUGGGGCCUUCCUGAUGUCGAUCCGAAAACACAACAAACCUCUAUGCCCGCUGUGUUCUGUGGAGGAGAUCUGGCAGGUGCCGCGGAAACGACGGUGGAAUCGGUGAACGAUGGUAAGACGGCUGCCUGGUAUAUGCACUGCUACCUGCAGGGCAUCCCAUUCGACACAAAACCGGAGCUGCCUCUUUUCUACACCCAGAUUGACCAGGUCGAUCUGUCGGUGGAGGUGUGUGGUGUCAAGUUUGAAAAUCCCUUCGGACUUGCAUCAGCCCCGCCGACCACUAGCACGGCCAUGAUACGGCGUGCGUUCGAGCAGGGUUGGGGCUUCGCCGUGACGAAAACAUUUGCCCUCGACAAGGACAUGGUGACGAACGUGAGUCCCCGCAUUGUACGCGGUGUAACGGCUGGACAGAACUAUGGUCCACAGCAGGGUGCAUUCCUCAACAUUGAGCUUAUCUCUGAGAAGAGUGCACACUACUGGUUGACGGGCAUUCAGGAGCUGAAGCGUGACUUCCCCACCAAGGUGCUGAUCGCGAGCAUUAUGUGCACCUAUAACCAGCAGGAUUGGGUUGAGCUGGCAACGCGUGCAGAAGCAGCCGGUGCAGAUAUGCUCGAGCUUAACCUGUCCUGCCCGCACGGUAUGGGCGAGUCGGGAAUGGGUCUCGCUUGUGGCCAGGACCCGGAGCUGGUGUACAACAUUUCUCUGUGGGUGCGAGGUGCCGUCCGCAUACCGUUCUUCGUGAAGCUCACACCGAACAUCACCGAUAUCGUGUCGAUUGCUCAGGCCGCCAAGCGAGGUAACGCAGACGGUGUGUCUGCCAUCAACACCGUGCAAGGGUUGAUGUCAUUGCGUGCGGACGGUACACCGUGGCCAGCCGUCGGUGCCGACAAGCGCACUACGUACGGCGGUGUGUCCGGUAACGCUACACGCCCCCAGGCCAUGCGUGCGAUUUCGCUCAUUGCGAACAAGCUGCCCGGAUUCCCGAUUUGUGGCAUCGGUGGUAUCGACUCGGCGGAAGUAGCAAUGCAAUUCAUCCAGUGUGGUGCACCGAUACUGCAGAUAUGUUCAUCGGUACAGAACCAGGACUUUACCGUCAUUGAGGACUACAUUCUGGGGUUGAAGGCGUUGCUGUAUCUGCGUGCCAAUCCACCACCAGAAGCCCUGCCAUGGGACGGUCAAUCACCACCAUCGGCCAAACUGCAAAAGGGCAAACCGGUAGCACCGCUUCGCACCGACGACGGCAAACCUCUGCUACACUUUGGCGAGUACAGGAAGCAGCGGGAAGAAAAGCUCGCCCAAUUACGUCUACAGCACGGACCACUAUGGGAUCCAUGCUCGAACGAAGCCGUCAAUGGUACGAAUGGACACGCGCCCGUCAAAGUGGAAACGACACCGCCCACGAACAAUGUGCCCCGCGUCCAGGACGUACUCGGUGUCGCUUUACCACGCAUUGGUGAUUACAAAAAGUUGGACAACACCAAGCAGGUGGUUGCGCUCAUAGACGAUGACCUUUGCAUCAACUGUGGCAAGUGUUACAUGACCUGUGCUGACUCCGGCUAUCAAGCGAUCGAGUUCGAUCCGGUAACGCAUCUACCUCAUGUCAAUGACGACUGUACGGGUUGCAACUUGUGCCUCUCGGUCUGUCCGAUUAUAGAUUGUAUCAGCAUGGUGCCGAAGAAAAUCCCGCACGUCAUUAAGCGUGGCCAUCCCAACACCAACGUCGUGGUGCAUGCGCUAAGUCCAUCACAGUAACGAGGGACAGA
Molecule: messenger RNA, 3213 nt
Organism: Anopheles maculipalpis
Lineage: Eukaryota; Metazoa; Arthropoda; Insecta; Diptera; Culicidae
Gene: su(r)
Product: dihydropyrimidine dehydrogenase [NADP(+)]
Exons: 6
Coding region: 68-3202 (1044 amino acids)
Biological process (GO): uracil catabolic process; thymine catabolic process
Cellular component (GO): cytosol; cytoplasm
Molecular function (GO): NADP binding; iron-sulfur cluster binding; uracil binding
Source: RefSeq, a predicted model, not a curated record